Ceraceosorus guamensis is the source of this 2700-nucleotide messenger RNA. Its product is annotated as WD40 repeat-like protein. Gene Ontology annotation, biological process: proteasome-mediated ubiquitin-dependent protein catabolic process. The record is from RefSeq and is a predicted model, not a curated record. Gene Ontology annotation, molecular function: protein binding. The transcript has 7 exons. Lineage: Eukaryota; Fungi; Basidiomycota; Exobasidiomycetes; Ceraceosorales; Ceraceosoraceae. Gene Ontology annotation, cellular component: GID complex. The coding region runs from base 160 to 2604 and encodes 814 amino acids.
GCUUCAAUCGAUUUCGCUGCUUCUGCUUCUGCUCAAAGGGCGAGCGAGGACACCUCUCAAGCCGAGCGUCCCGAAAUCUCAAGGCCACAGAAGAAGGCAAGACUACACGAGGAUCAACCGAGUGGCUGCUCUUCUGAGUAUCGGUCACGCUUGGCUGACAUGGCGGCCAGUCCCACCCUGCCCUCGGGCUCGAGCUCGAGCGCAACAAACGGCGCUUCAGCAGCAUCUGCUAGCCAGUCUCAGCAGCGCCCGCUAAGGUCCUCGGCUUCGAUGAUUGAUGGCGCCAGCGCCAGCGUGACCCGAUCACAGCCAGCCUUGGACGACGAGGCCGAUUUUGUGCCCAUGUUUGAUGGAAGUGGGCUGGACAGGCGAGAAUUUCUGCGACUGGCGAUGCAAAGCCUCAAGGAGAUGGGUUAUGAGUCUUCUGUCCAAGCGAUUGAAAGCGAGACUGGUCUGGUAUUGGAGCACCCCUGCAUCGUGGAAUUUCGCAAAGCGGCGCUUAGAGGAGAAUGGAAGAGCGCCGAAGACUUGCUUCUGAAGGGCUUGAAUGCAGGUGCACAGAAGCUUUCUGGCCGUUCGGGGGCGAAUGUACGCACAUUUGGAUCCCCAUCAGUCGGACACGAGGCUUCCUUGGACCUGGCACUCCGAUCACCUGAGGUCAGAGGACUGGAGUGGAUACGAUUCCUGAUUCACCAGCAAAGAUACUUGGAACUCUUGGAAGCUCAGCAGCCUAAGAAGGCCUUGUCUAUACUUCGGGACAAGCUCACUCCAUUGAACCACGGCUCUGACUCGCUGCAUGAGCUGUCAAGUCUGGUCAUGUGCGGUUCUCCCGAGGAGCUGCGAGCAAGGGCGAAGUGGCAAGGCACUGGGCCCGCAUCCAGACGCAAAUUGCUGCAGGAGAUUGAGAGCGCUGUGCACCCAUCCGUCAUGGUGCCCACUAGACGUCUACCGACGCUGCUUCACCAAGCUCAAACGCUCCAAAAGCAGCGCGAUCCAUUCUUCAACUCUCCGUCACACCAUCACAUGUCGCUGUACGUCGAUCACAGAUCCGACAAAUCCGUCUUCCCCAAUAGGAUAAGCGCCACCUUGAGAGGGCAUGACGGGGCUCAGGUUUGGGACCUCGCAUGGAGCAGAGACGGCUCAAAAUUGGCUACAGCUGGAGGAAAAGCAAAGGCCACGUCCGAGCAGGACUGCUAUGUACUUGUCUGGAAAGCUGUUGAUUUGCGCCGCGUCGAGGCAGGAAUCGAUAGCGCGUGGGAAGGAACCCAUAAGCUCGGCCCUCUCAGUGACUCAGUCUCAAGCGUAGCGUGGUCUCCAGACGACAGCAUGAUCCUUUGCACCCACCACUGCGACGUCACCAUCUUUUUCCUCUCCAGUGGGUCCAAGAAACAUGUCCCAUCUGCACACGGAUAUGCCGUUGGCACCGCCUCUUGGUUGCCGGAUGGCAAGUCCUUCGUCACAGGAGGUAUGGACCACAAGAUUCACGUGCGCAAUCUUGAUGGACACGUCUUGCGCAGCUUCAACACCAAUCCGUUCAGAAUCUUGGCUCUUGCGGUGGCGCCUAACGGAAGUGCACUCGUGGCGGUAGGCACGAGACCUCUGGCAAAGGAUGAGCCAGCUCCUACCUCGUCAGCUGCUGGCGCUGCUUCCAGUCCUUUGAGAAACGGAACAUACGGAGACUCGUUUGGUGACCCCGCCAGCGAGGAUGGAGAGACGCCAAACGUGCGAUCUACGGACGGCGCAUUGGGCGGUGGAAGCAGGAUCAUGGAGCGGAGAAAGCACGAGAUUCUAUUCCUCGAUUUGCAAGAAAUGGCAACGGCCGGAACUGUCUACAUGAAAGAAGAGAUGAUGAGCGUUUGCAUCAGCGGAGACUCUCGCUUCGCGCUCAUCAACGCUCGUCCAGACCAAGCUCAGCUAUGGGACAUUUCGUCCCAAACUUUGGUCGGCCGAUUCAAUGGCCACAAGUCAUCGAACUUGGUCAUCAAGUCUUGCUUUGGUGGGGUAGAACGAUCAUUUGUCGUUUCUGGCAGCGAAGAUGGCCAGAUUUACGUGUACCACCGACCGAGUGGCAAGCUUUUACAGAAAUUGAAAGGUCACACUGAUGCUGUCAACAGCGUCGCCUGGCACCCAACAAACCCUAGGAUGUUUGCUUCUGCUUCGGACGACUCGACGGUGAGGAUCUGGACUCCAGAUGACUCCGACUCUUCAUCCACGGCUUUCGCCGCCUCCGCUUUCCUCGAAGAGGCAGACUUGGCGGCGACUCCGUCGCCCUCGAGUCGCGAGCCUUCUGGUGUCAGUAGCAGCGUGUCGAGGAGACGAAGCGCGUGGACCGCUGACGGGACAAGUCGAGCCAGCCUCUUGGCCCCACCUCAAACCUACGGCAAUGGCAAUGGGCACGGCACAACUUCGCCUUCCAACAUCUCGGCGAGGGAGGCUAUUCGCCAGCUAUCAGCCACCCUCUCGGCGAAUACGGGCUCCGUCUCUUCAUUUGGCGGCAGCAGAAACGAGCCCACUCCUUUCCCUUGGGAUAGAAGUCCCACGGAUCCCAGAGGAGACGAGCUCGAAUUGCCACCUCCCAGCUCCGGCGACUUUGUCAUCGACUAGCAGUGGACCUCAUCAUCUCCAGCACAAUGGCAACACACGUCUUUACUAGCGCCAACCUGUACCACUGCUCAUUCCCAUGAUCAUUACGACGCCUUC